CUCUGUGCAUAUCCGUAUUCGUUUGUGCCGUAUACAUUUGUGUAUUAUAUACAAUUGCAAUACACACGUUCACCAAUUUACAUCUUUUAUUAAAUAGUAGCCAGCGCCGCGCUUCCACAUAUUUGCAAGCUAGAUGUUGCUAGAAAGCCCAAAAAUCUCCGAUAACUCGUUUUAAAAUAAAAAAAAGAAAGGAAAAAAAAAAAAAGAAAAAAAAAAGAAAAGAAAUUCCUAAAAGGAUCUGUUAAGCCGCCGUUUUAAAAGUUUUUUACGUUUACGUUAAAAAGCCUGUCACGAGUGUUUAUCGUUUAAAGUGAAAGAAUCUUUCACAACGCAGAUCACGUUUUAAAAGUGAAGUGCGCGCCAAAAAUCACUUAAGGGCCGAUUAAAAGUAUCCUUGAAGAUUUUAACGGGUAUAUAUAUACAUAUACGUAUAGGCGAAUAAAAAUAUAAAUUUUUCGAUAAAAAUUUCUUGCAACUAAAGUCACUUCUGAACUGUUUUUAUCCUAAGCUACGAAACAAAAAAAAAAAAAGAAAAGAAAAGAAAAAAAAAAAUGUUUAUCAGCGAGUGUUCGCGUUUUGCUUAAAUUUAAAAAUUAUCAACAGUCAAUUGUGCCAAUUAUUGCAACAAGCAUAAAUUACAAAUAAAAAUUUACACUUAAUUAGAGAAAAGUUACGGAAAACAGCUACAAAAUGCAAGGCGGAAUAAUAAGAAAACAUCUGGAUCUCUUGCAGACUAAGCUCAGUGCUUUGUUGCUUUUCAUUGUCAUUAUAACAGAUUCAUUGGCACGUGCGCAAGUCAAUGUAGAGCCGAACACCGCUGUACUUAAUGAAGGCGCUCAGCAAGAUUUGUUGUGUCGCUACGGACGACCCAUAACGUACUGUCGUAUUGAAAUUCCCGGUGAGACAAAAGUAUUCAAUUUAUCGCCCGACUGGGAUAAAACACCAGGCUUCAUAUACAAUGGUAAAGGGCUGCAAGCAGGAGAGUGUGGUGUUAGAAUUGAACAUGUAAAGGCGAUUAACAAUGGACAGGUCAAAUGCAAUUUGGGUGUGGAAGGGGAAGAGUUGUCUGGAACAAUUGAUUUAGUGGUAGCAUUGCGUCCUAAGCAACCUUUAGUGGAAUUGAUUACGAAGCCAGAUCGUGACAGGUAUUUUCAUGAGGGCAAUAAGUUCCAGGCACGUUGUAUAGUGCGCGAUGGACGUCCUGUUGCAAAUAUUACUUGGCUGCUCGAUAAUGAGCCUGCCGCCAAGAGAGUCGGUCAACUCGAAGUGCUAGCUUCACCUCGUGAAAAUGGUCUGGAAUUGUUUACCGCCAUACAAGACAUUCAAUGGGAUAUAGCGGCCGAGGAUAAUGGUCGGAGAUUAGUGUGCCGUUCACAUCAUCAGACCGAUCCUGACAAUGCACCGCCUCAAGAAGGUGCCUACGAAUUGUUAGUAAGAUACUCGCCCUUACGUAUGCCUGAAACUUUAGUCUACGGCUUGUAUUUAGAACACACAGUCAAAGUGAAUAUGACUAUACGAGCCAAUCCCACCCCAGUGAUAGAGUGGGCAAUCGACGGUAAUGUUAUACGCCAAGGUGAACAAAGUGGACGCUUUUCAGCUUUUGAACCUGAAUACUUGGGUCAUGAUUUUUACAACGUUACUCUGGUCAUAGCCGGUCUUACAUUGGAAGAUACUACCAAAAUUUACACAAUGAGAGCAACAAAUGCUUUAGGCUCCACCGACUAUACCGUACGCAUCAGCUCAUCAGCUACACCCCCCUCGGCUGGCUUAGAAAUCGGAGCCAUCGUUGGUAUUGUGGUUGCAUUAGCUGUUUUGGUUUUAAUUGUACUUUUAGUACUUUUUGCCCGCGCUACCGGCCGAUGGUGUUUUGCAGGGAAAACUGUAAAAAUGUCGACGAAUGAAACUAAAAACACUCAGCACGGUGGGCAAAGUGUAGCUUUGUUGGAAACACCGAACGGUGUAACGAUCAUCGAAAGAAAUGGUACGGAAGUAACGAGUGCAAUGAGUGGCCAAAAUCGUCAAAGCAAUGAUGUGCAAAUACGUAAUCAUAGUCAAGCGGGUAAUGACGAAGAUGAUUCCUUUGAAUAUGGCACCGACAGAGAGAGUAGUGUUUAUAAUCCCACCACACAGCCGUUGCGUAAUGUUAUGGCCGCUGCUGGUGGUAGAAAUUCGCAAAGAAGUAAUAAUAAUGAUAGCGAUAGUUCGGAAUUGUUAACUAAAGGCAAUCAAUUGGGAAUUCCCGAAUCGAGAUUUUCGCGUUGGAUACCGAAAGAUCAACGUGAGAUAUUAGAGAAACAAGCGAAGCUGUUAGCGAAUCGCUUGAAACCGAAAACGAACGGAGCGCAGAGCAGCGAACGGAAGCCUUCGAAAACACCGCCACCAACCCCAGCCACACCAACAACAGAAGCAUCCUACAAACCUGAACCUACCGAAACUGAGAUUUAAAAAAUCAAUUCUAAUAUUCGUUACGCUCACUUAAAUGGCUUCCAUAUAAUUUACGCAGCAUUAUUUUAACGUUUAAUUAGUUUUUAAAGUUUUCAAUUAUAUUUUAACAUCAAGAAGAGAAAAAAUUAUAAUUAAUUUAUUCGAUUCAUAAAACUCAUAAAUGUUAACAAUCACCGUAAAAUACUAAAUGACACUUAAACUCUUUUUCUAGUUAGUCGUUGGUUUAAGCUAAAUAUUUAAAAAAAAAAUAAAAUAAAAUUAUUUUACUAAAACUUAAAUUGAUUUAAUUUCAAUAAAAAAUUAUUUAAAAAAAAAAAGAAAUAAAAGCCUCUAUUGCAAACGACCCUCGAAAGUUAACAAAAAUUAAUAUUUUUACAUUUUAUUCCCUUAGUUUUUAAUAAUUUUUUUUGCAACUUUCAUUUUUCCAAAGUUUUUUUAAUGUCAAAAACAACUACCAAUGAGAUAAGUAAGAACCUUUGAUUCGCCUUAGGACGAAUCUUCGACACCCACCACCUUAAUUGGGAUUGAAUCACGAAUAUUCCAAGUGUAGACAAUAGAUAUUUAGACGGAAGGACAGAUGGACUAGUCGAUGGACCAACAAAAGCAGGAUGAAUGAGUGAACAUAAGGACGGCCCAGAACCGGCAGACAGGAAGGCAAUCGUACGGUUAAAGACAUGAAUAGGGACGGACAUGGAAUAGACAGGCAAACAGACAGAGAGGUGAACAUAGGACGAAAUGAAAAAAGAUAACCGAUUAAGCGGGCAGACGAAGUGGAGGAUAAAUAGGAGAUAAGAAGACACGAUUGACACAUCGCGGAAUGUUACGGUUGCAAAUAGCGAUGUAUAUAUAUAUAUGUCGAAGUUGUGUGGAUGUUACAGCCUCAGAGACAAAUUUAAUACGUUUCCCUUGUUUGGUGGUGGGUAAAAAAUUAAAUGAAAUAUUCAUUUAGAGUUAAUAUAAGCUUUGACAUGUUAUCACAAACAAAUGAAAAUAAAUUUUAACUCAACAAAAAAAAUUCUAUGGAGCAAUUAGUCGCAACAUAAACGUAAUGUUAAAAAAACUUAUUGUUUAUGUUUAAGGAAAUCAGUUCGAAAAUUGCCAAAGGCUUAAAAAAGCACAACACGUCAGCCCGAUUAAGCCAUAUCAACAUGUUAAAUACGUCUAUCGGGCGUAAUUUCAAGCCGCAGUCUAUACAAAAAAGAUCAAAUUAUCAAUUCUAUCCUUUUAUCUGUGUCACUAUCAAUCCCUUCGUAAAAACCCUUUAGAAAGCCCAGAUUUUUUUCUUUGUACAGCCUUUUAUGCUUGCUACAUAGUAGGUUUUUUCCGCUUUCGAAGACUUUCAUUUAUUUGUAAUGUUCGGUCUUUAAGUUCACUCUUAUUUGUUGGACGUAAAAAUUUCGUGGUCCUUAACAUUCAAACUUUCUCUCUUAAUGCACUUACCGCAAAAGCAAAAAAAGUAAGCAUAAAAAUGCGAAGAAACAUACGCACUUCUCAUUACCUUUAAUUUUGAAGAGAGGUUAAAAGAUGAAAGUUCAGGUCAUCGAAUAUUACAAAAGAAAAUCGAGUUUUUACUGAGAAUCUCUUCUUGAACUUCAAUUAGAUUCCGACCGUUCCUUCCCUAUCGCAGAGACUAAUUAAGGGUGACUGUAAAUAGCUGUCUGUCAAAUGUUCGGUGCUUUCCACUAGCAUAAGUCGCACCAGUACGAAGGGCUGCUGAGCUAUGUACGCAGAGCAAAAAAUGAAGCGAAAGGACAAGCAGAUGUUUCGAAUUCUAUACUACGUAAGAAAACGUGAGAAUAUACUCCUUAUACUCCCUUAGUGCCAUACUUCUACUUAAUUGCUUCUAUACACCCCUAACUACUUGAACUUUAAAGUUCAGCCUCCAGUAAAGUUUUGUAAAAAUUUUGUACAAAAAAUAAUUUAAAUGUUACAGUCGCACAAAGUCGACAUAACAAUAUCUUCAAUUGACUCUCAUAAAAAUCGAUUGCUUUAAAUGAAAGUCUUUUAACGGUAAGGCGUCUGAAAAGUGGACCUAAGUGGUUCAAAUUAAACCCAGUGACUUUAGACAUCUCGUUAUUCUGGAUGAGUUUUCAUUAUAAAAGGGUUUGCGGUCAUGCAAAAAAGGACUUUUUGUAAGAUUGCCCACACAGAAAGGAAUUCAAAACAUGAUCUCAUAUCACGUACAAAUAUUUGCCAUUGAUUUUAUAUAUCGCAAUACUUUUUCCAUUAACGUCAGAAACGCAAACUUUGUUUCAUUUGACGACUUCUCAUGAUACACUGUUAUAUGGCAAGUGAUCGUAAAAAUGGUCCGUUUCCACUCAUUUUCAAUAGAAUCUGCAGCGGUUAGACCAAAAACUUGUCAGUGUACGAAAUUACAACAAAAUACUUCGAUAAUCGCGUCUUGUCCAAAUUGUGAAUAAAAAUUAUGUAUUGGGUAGACAUGGGACAGAAAGAAGGACAGAAAGGUCGAAAACGAUUCAGAAAAUGACUUUGUAUCAUUUGGCAUGUUAAAAAGCGGACCUACCUCACAAGCUGCUCUUACUGCUGCCUACUCGUAUAACCCAAGUGGCGUAGGGUAUGAAAAACAAAUAAAAAAUGAAAAGAAAUAAAUGUAUUAGUAUUUGUUAAGCAAGCUCAAUGAAAUGCAAUCAAUUUUGUGUUAAGACACCUUUGUAUAUAUAAAGAUAAUCAUAAGUUACCGCAGAAGUAUAAAACAGAUCACACGGUGACAGCUUAACUAGAGAAUAACACUCACGGGACAUAUGGUGACAAAAGAGUUCUUUGUUUUAAACACUAAACUCAUACUAACCUCUUGCAAACAAAAUCAAUAAAACAAAAAGU
This is a messenger RNA of Glossina fuscipes, 5286 nucleotides long. RefSeq names its product fasciclin-3 (gene Fas3). NCBI's taxonomy places the organism in Eukaryota, Metazoa, Arthropoda, Insecta, Diptera, Glossinidae. Gene Ontology annotation, cellular component: adherens junction. Gene Ontology annotation, biological process: homophilic cell-cell adhesion; heterophilic cell-cell adhesion. The coding region runs from base 691 to 2445 and encodes 584 amino acids. The record is from RefSeq and is a predicted model, not a curated record. The transcript has 6 exons.